AUGUGUUUUAUAAAUAAAUUAUCAGUGAUUUUGGAGUAAAGAAUACAAUUGUCAACUGUUUAAUUAACUAUGUUUAAUUCAUGUUAAUUAGUGUUAAUAAUCGUAUGACUUCUAUUUUGGAUUAAUUGUUAACAAAACUAAUUUUUCAUUGGUUUGAAGCACGGAUUUUCACUGUUUAUGAGAUGAAAAUGAAGGAGGAAACAAGACUAACUUUGUUGAGUUCAUCAACUCUAUUUCUCUUAAUAGGGAUUAUUACCACAAUAAAUGGAGAUACAGGAUUACCUUUAGACUCAUUCAGCACAAAUUCAUCAACUCUGAAUACUGGAGUGGAACCAACGAGUCAAGAUGUAGCGAAAAAUAAUGAAGCCAUCAAUUCUACACAACAAGUCUACCCAGUUUACUCUAGUUAUCCUAAUGUUCGAUCGAAUGUUGUUUCAAAAAAACCAGUUGAUACUUACUCGAGGAUGAACAUUAAACCUUCAAUGAAAGACAGUUAUUUAGAAGCAUUAGAAUAUUCUCACAAGAGUAAAGACCCUCGUGAGGGAGUUUUCAGAAUAAGUGCUAAACCAAAGUAUCCGAAAGUCGUUCGACGAGUAUACGAAAGCCCAGUAUAUCGUCCAGUAAAUGAAUAUGGUCCUCCAAAAGAACCAAGUACAACUUACGGCUUACCGAAUGGAGUAGAAGAAACAAUAAAAAAUCCUCGAAUAAUCCACAGCGGGUCUUCAGGGUCAUUUUUCUCACCACCAAGUGACUCGUACUCAUUACCGAUUCAACAGUCUGAAAGUUUUAACGAGCAGAAUCCUUAUGGUACCAGUCAAACAUCUUAUGGCCCUCCCCAAGUCAGCUAUGGAGUUCCCAGCACGAAUUAUGGCCCAGCACCAAUGCCUCAGGAUGUCUAUGGCCCUCCCCAGAAUAGUUAUUUACCACCGAGACCACCUCAGCAAGGUGAGAUUCGAGGAUAUGGAACAUCAGGAUGGAAUGGUUAUGCUCUUCCUCAACUUCCAGCCCUGCCAACUAUCGAUUUUUCCUGGCCAUUUGCUUUGAAGCUCAACUUUUUCACGAUCGCUAAAAUACUUCUUAAACUUGUUAUCUUCAAAAUGAUCGUGAAAUUCAUAGCGAUUAUUUGCUUGCUUCUUUUUAUUCCGAAAUUGGAAAUGAAGAAGGGAGAUAAAGAUGAUGACUCUGAGAGUGAUGAUGGAAGAAAAAUACAGACAUCUUAUUCUGCCCUUGAACAACUUAAUACCCUAACAGCCAAUGUUCUGGAUGCUAUUGAAAUGUAUCAGAAUGAAAAUCAGGAAAGUAAAGGAAGGGAACAAUGUACCAAUAAUCGUUGUCGGAUUGCUAGAUUCCUAAAAUCAGGAGAAACAUGGACAAAUCAAAUAGCUCUGUUGAAAGCUUAUUUACUUGAAGAACGAAUUUCAGAAAAAGAAAAUUUAAUAGAAAAAACCUAAUGGAGAACUGAACAGUA
Messenger RNA from Chelonus insularis, 1468 nucleotides. RefSeq lists its product as uncharacterized. The record is from RefSeq and is a predicted model, not a curated record. The coding region runs from base 183 to 1451 and encodes 422 amino acids. NCBI's taxonomy places the organism in Eukaryota, Metazoa, Arthropoda, Insecta, Hymenoptera, Braconidae. The transcript has 4 exons.